GCGUUAAUAGAACAGAGAAAACUUAUAUUACGAACAUGUAAUAAAUAUCUACUGUUCCCAAUUGUGUUCAUACUUGCUUUCGUUUUAUUUAUAGUAUUCAGUUCGGAUUCAGUGUUAUAGCCUUUUUUUCAAUAUUCUCAAUUAAAUUCAUUUUCUUUUCCAGAGUUAUAGCAGUUAUUUGUUAUAAUGAUUUAUAUGUGUAUUAUUGCAUUUUUGUGUUCUUCUGUUCUUGGAGUUAUAACAGAAGCACGACCCAAACUUGGCUGUGAUGAACAAGGAGACUGCUUGUCAACCCCUGCCGAUUGCAAAGAAAUAUGUGGCUGUGACAAGAUAUAUAUUUACAACAAGACAACAGACGAAUGUGUACUAAACGUGCAAUAUUUUACAUCAGUUACUGAGAAAUAUCACACUGAAGAGAAAAUCCGAAAAGAAUCUGAAAAAGUUUUUGGUGGGAUUUUAAUGUCCGCAAUAUUGUUUGUUUCUUGUGCUUCCUUGUGUGCUGUGACUGCCUGCAUUUAUUGUUGCCGCAUACAUUACAUGGAUGUCAGACUGCAUAAUGACGUUAAGGCUUUGGCACGUAAACUUGACAGAGAUGGCAAGCUGAAAAAGUCUCAGAAGAAGCCCCUACCACCCGUGGCUGAAAGCUGCAACGUUAUUGUAGAAGACGCUGGUGUCUUUGUUUGUUAAAAAUUGAUAAACUGAAGAAAGUAUUUGAUAAACAGUCUAAUACUAUUUCUAAAAGUUACUUGUACUUAAAAGACAGGCUCAAUUUACAUUGCCGCGAAUCGGAAUGGAAGCGAAUUUCUAUACAGCUUAAUGAUCUUUAUGUCAAUUAAGAAUUCCCUAGAUUGCGCGAGACUUCGCCAAAAGACGUACGACCGGUUUUUGGCUCAUAAUAUCUAUUUUGUCCGUUACUCAAUUGACAAAAAGUGCAUUAUGCUAUGGUUACAAAAAUUUGCUGCCAUUGUAUUCCGUGGGAAUAUAAAGUGAGCCUUAGAAGGAAAAUUAUAUUGAUUGUUAUUAUUAUUACAGUCAUGUUCAAUGAUGGCAAAAUGCUGUGACACAUUUUUUCUUUUUUUAAUGUUUGCAAACAAAACAGAUAAACUAGCUAACGUAAAAUAUUUUACGUUCUCCUUUAGACUCUCUGCAACUGAAAUCUUGGAUUUAUUUCA
This is a messenger RNA of Hyposmocoma kahamanoa, 1172 nucleotides long. RefSeq lists its product as uncharacterized. The transcript is spliced from 5 exons. Bases 187 to 687 code for a protein of 166 amino acids. The record is from RefSeq and is a predicted model, not a curated record. Lineage: Eukaryota; Metazoa; Arthropoda; Insecta; Lepidoptera; Cosmopterigidae.